Necator americanus (New World hookworm) is the source of this 288-nucleotide messenger RNA. RefSeq lists its product as uncharacterized. The coding region runs from base 1 to 288 and encodes 95 amino acids. The transcript is spliced from 2 exons. NCBI's taxonomy places the organism in Eukaryota, Metazoa, Nematoda, Chromadorea, Rhabditida, Ancylostomatidae. The record is from RefSeq and is a predicted model, not a curated record.
AUGAUUGUCGUUGGCGUCGGUCAACUUAUACAUUUGGAAAUUGAUCGAGUAUAUGUGAACUUGUUGGCUGGACUUUUUGUCAACUUCGCCUGCGCUAUGAAUUUUUUUGUGUACUAUGCAGUCAGCAGUGAAUAUCGCCGAGUAUUCGACAAAUAUCUUCACAUCAAUUCUUUGAAAAGAACUGUCGGAAUAAAAGUUCGAAAUAGUAGUGAUUUGGUUUCAAUAGCACCUUCGAAGACGGUGGCAGAGAACGCAGUAUCGUCUACACCUCUGCGAAAAGAAAAAUGA